Molecule: messenger RNA, 297 nt
Organism: Mesorhabditis spiculigera
Lineage: Eukaryota; Metazoa; Nematoda; Chromadorea; Rhabditida; Rhabditidae
Source: the annotation of a GenBank genome assembly
AUGAUUGGACUUCAAGCUAUGAUCAGCCACGCGACGAGUCCUCGAUCAAGCUUUCGAUCUACAAGCAAUCGCAAGGAUGUGUUCCAGCUGCGCUUUGGCCAGACAACACCGCUCAUUUCAAGAGGUUUUAUUUGGCUGCGAUACGACAUCGAGCUCGACAGCAAGUUCGCCACCAAUACUGCUGCGCCGCGUCAUUGUCAACUCCACGCCUACCAAUUGACUGAUGACACCCGUACCACGACGAUCGUCAGCAAGAAUCUGCCAAUGCUUCGUCUAUUGCUGCUUUCGAACGCCACC